AUGAAGAUUGAGAUGGCGGUAAGGCUGAUUUCGCAGAUGUUUUACUCACCCUUCAGAGAGACAAGAGUGUGGGGUUUGAGGAUGCUUUUGUGGGUGGGUGGUACCAACACAUCCUCCACGCUUUUGGAAUGGGAAAUGUCAGAGCUGUUAAGUCACCCAGAGUGUCUGAAAAGACUUCAAGAAGAAGUCCGUACCGUUGGUAAAGGAAAACAAAGCGUAUCAGAAGACCACAUCCAAGACAUGUACUACUUAAAAGCUGUGAUCAAAGAGACACUCAGGCUACAUCCUCCAUUUCCAUUGACGGUUCCUCAUGUAUCAACAGAAGAUGUCAACCUAAGAGGUUACCACAUACCAGCCGGCACACAGGUUAUGAUCAAUCUUUAUGCGGUCGGGAGAGAGGUUGCAAUAUGGGGACCAGACACGGCUGACUUUAAACCGGAGAGGCAUUUAAAUUCGUCUGUUGAUUUCUUAAGUCAGAAUUUUGAGCCGAUACCAUUUGGAGCAGGGAGAAGAAUGUGCCCAGGUGUAACGGCCCGGAUGAUUGAUGAGUGGAUCAUGAUGCAUAAGGACCCUCACACUGUUAAUGGGACUUAA
Brassica napus (rape) is the source of this 594-nucleotide messenger RNA. Its product is annotated as cytochrome P450 71A23-like. Gene Ontology annotation, molecular function: iron ion binding; monooxygenase activity; oxidoreductase activity, acting on paired donors, with incorporation or reduction of molecular oxygen. Lineage: Eukaryota; Viridiplantae; Streptophyta; Magnoliopsida; Brassicales; Brassicaceae. The transcript has 3 exons. The record is from RefSeq and is a predicted model, not a curated record. The coding region runs from base 1 to 594 and encodes 197 amino acids.